This is a messenger RNA of Hypomesus transpacificus, 1352 nucleotides long. RefSeq names its product T-SNARE Domain Containing 1 (gene tsnare1). Gene Ontology annotation, biological process: vesicle-mediated transport; intracellular protein transport; vesicle fusion. Gene Ontology annotation, molecular function: SNARE binding; SNAP receptor activity. Bases 1 to 852 code for a protein of 283 amino acids. The transcript has 10 exons. Gene Ontology annotation, cellular component: endomembrane system; SNARE complex; membrane. The record is from RefSeq and is a predicted model, not a curated record. Lineage: Eukaryota; Metazoa; Chordata; Actinopteri; Osmeriformes; Osmeridae.
AUGGUUAUCUCCAGUAGCCAAUGGAGUGAGUCGACCCCUGACCCUCUGCUCUUCCCAGCCACUCAGGUCAGCCCCUCGGAGCUACAAGAUGUCUUCCAGGAAACCUCCUCCAACAUUUUCCAGAUCAACGGCAAUGUGGUGACGCUGGAGAGGAGUCUUCCUGCUCUGGGAACCUCCAAAGACAACGCUGAGCUGAGGCAGAGUCUACACUCCACACAGCAGCUGACUAACAAAGUGAUCACCAGCACCAGCCAGCUCAUCAAACAGCUCUCUGACAUCAUCAGCUCUUCUUCACGGCAAGACCGUCUGCGCUUAACCAGACUGAAGACGGAACUCUCCGAGGCAGUUCAGCGCUACGGCGACCUGCAGAAGAAAAUUGCUGAGCGUUCGAGGGCCCUGCUUCCCCCGGCGCAGAGAGUGAAGAAGCAGAGUCCCCAGACACCGUUUGCUGAGCUGUGCGAUGAGGGGCCUCUGUUUGACGGGGGCGAGGAGGUGUCAGGUCCUCCGCUGGAGGACCAGGAACAGCUCUUCCUGUCCGAGAUCAGCGAAGAAGACGUGGAGGUCCUCCGACAGAGAGAAGAAGCCCUGCUCCAGAUCGAGAGGGACAUGUUGGACAUAAGCCAAAUCAUGAAGGAUCUCGCCAGCAUGGUCCACGAGCAGGGAGACACCAUCGAUAGUAUCGAGGACUACAUACAGACCACCACGUCCAAUGUGGAGACAGCCAAUCAGGAGCUAGCGAAGGCCAGUCAUCACCAGAGACAGCUACGGAAGAGGAAAUGCUACAUGCUGGCGGCUGGAGUCUUCCUCCUCACCCUCCUCGUCGUCAUCAUCGCCGUGUCUGCCAGGAAGUGACACGCGACGGUAACCGCUGUCGUCCGGGGCAACCUCUGUGCCUGGGGCUCACCUGGAGCAUCACCUGAGCAGCUGUCUCCCCCGGCAACAACCUGCCCCGCUGUCUCCCCGGCAACAACCUGGCCCACACACCUGCAGCUCCUCUUCAUCACCAUGCACAACAUGUUCAUCAGCUGGCCCAGCAAAAUGUUCCUAUGUCCACGAUUGUGAAUGUGAUUGGCUGAGUUUGGCUGGUGUGUGUUUUUGUGUGGUUUGUGGGCAUUUGGUGUGUGUGUGUGUGUGUGUUCAGGGCAGGAAGCAGGAUGCCCGUGGUUCAGCCAAUCCUGAGUCCAGAACGAGGAGCUUUUCGCUGGGACAGCUUUCCUGUCUCUCCUGUAAGGUUACCUUUCCUGUCCUGGUACCUCUGUAUGUUUUUAUAAAUCAGACUGUCCAGGAUCUGCUGUUAGUGUAUCUAUGAUCUGUUACUUUCCCUCAAUAUUGAUGUACUUUCUGUGGAUAUA